CCUGACCGCAGGAGGCAGCACUGUGCCGCAGAGCCCGUGAGGCUGCCGGAAAUGAAGCCGCAGAGCGGAAAGAUGCAGACGAGGCGCUGUGCCGUAAAUGGAAAGUGAAACUGGCGCGCGGCUCCGUUUCAUGGGGGUGACUGAUAUCAGGCGUCUUUCACAGAGUGUGAGCAGCUGCUGAGGGGGCGACAGACUCACCUGUCAGUAUAACUGAAGAAGAAGGCGGAGGAGGAGGAUGGCCGGCUUUUUGGAUAACUUCCGCUGGCCCGAGUGUGAAUGCAUCGACUGGGGCGAGAGGAGGAAUGCCGUGGCCUCUAUCGUGGCCGGAGUUCUGUUCUUCACCGGCUGGUGGAUCAUGAUCGAUGCCGCUGUGGCGUAUCCAACCCAGGAGCAGAUGAACCAUGCCUUCCACACCUGUGGCGUCUUCUCCACCAUCGCUUUCUUUAUGAUUAAUGCAGUUUCCAACGGCCAGGUGAGAGGGGACACGUACGGAGAAGGCUGUAUGGGCCGGACAGGAGCUCGUCUCUGGCUCUUCAUCGGCUUCAUGAUGAUGUUCGGCUCGCUCAUCGCUUCCAUCUGGAUCCUGUUUGGAGGCUACGUAGUGCCGAAGAAAGAAGUGGCUCCGGGGCUGGCUGUGUUCUUUCAGAACGCCUUCAUCUUUUUUAGCACUCUGAUCUACAAGUUCGGCCGCACUGAAGAUUUAUGGGGUUAAGACGUGUACACACACACACACACACACACACACACACACACACACACACAGCCCAGAUGUUUUGUAUUCUGCUGUUUUAGUCGAAGCUGUAAAAACACUUUUAGUAUUAAUGUUGCUUUUUAAAUGGAGACCAAUCAGUGCUGCUGCGCACGCACACACAUGUAAAUAUAGUUCUGUUAUGUUUCACUUCUCUCUCUGUGUCAGUCUCACUGUGUUUUGUAAAAUGAGGGAAUUCCUGCUGGCGGGCAGGACCGCCGCUCUUACUGUUAAAGUGUCACUCUGGGAGAUUUCAGCUUCACUUCUGUUGGUUAAAUGCUAAAGGUCACAUGUUAUCCGUAAACAGCUGGAUGUGAGACGCACCUCUCGUGCUGACAAGAAGACGUAAACAAAAACCUGAACAAACCGGCCCCGUCCGCCAGUCGAGCGGAGCGAUGUGUAGCCGGCCCAGGUGUCUCUCUCACACACGCUCAGUCUGGACUGUUUUAGUUUUUUUUUUUUUUUUUUUUACGUCAAACUGUACCUGAUUGGUUUCCAGAUUGCACUUCCUGUGACUCCUUCAAAUUAAAAGUCUGAUUGUUACACGUAUUUUUAAUGAAAAUCUUCCACUUCAAGGGGGCGGGGCUAAUUUAUAGCUGGAAGAACAUUUACUGUCUCGUCUCAGUCUGACACUGGAUUAUAAAAGGACGGUUGUCUUCCUGAAUGACUACGAUGUGUGUUGAGUUUUCAGUAUUAAAGUUUAAAAUCUCGACUGCUUCAGUCGUUCCUGAAGCUCUGAGCAGAAAUCAAACUGUCAUUUUUCUGAAACAAUAAAAAGUUUUGUGGG
Oreochromis aureus is the source of this 1535-nucleotide messenger RNA. Its product is annotated as transmembrane protein 50B. Gene Ontology annotation, biological process: late endosome to vacuole transport via multivesicular body sorting pathway; protein targeting to vacuole. NCBI's taxonomy places the organism in Eukaryota, Metazoa, Chordata, Actinopteri, Cichliformes, Cichlidae. The record is from RefSeq and is a predicted model, not a curated record. The transcript has 7 exons. The coding region runs from base 236 to 712 and encodes 158 amino acids.